Leptosia nina is the source of this 540-nucleotide messenger RNA. The record is from the annotation of a GenBank genome assembly. Lineage: Eukaryota; Metazoa; Arthropoda; Insecta; Lepidoptera; Pieridae.
AUGGUUAUAACAAAGGAAGUCAACCUUCCCGAGUUCUCAGUCCUGAAUGUCCCUGAAGUGGAUUUAUCAUCAGCAACGCUGAUGAGCGCAGCGCACCAUUUAGGAAAGGACUGUGAAAAUAUCAACAACGAGUUUAUGCUAUGCCGUAUGGAAUCUCGGGACCCGCGAGCUUGCCUGCAUCUCGGUAAGCAAGUCACAGACUGUACGAUGCAAUUCUUUAAGAAAGUGAAAAGCAAAUGUCAGCAUGAGUUCAACCAAUACGCUCACUGCAUAGACAAAAGCUCCGGUGAUUAUUCUUUCAAGAAAUGCCGUAAAACACAAGCUGUUUUUGAUAAAUGCAUGGAGGAAAAGUUGUGUAUGGUGAGGCCGGAUUUUGGUUAUUUCUGUCGGGCUCGGGUGCACGAGAGCAAGACGACACCACCGCCUCCUGAUCCUUGUCCGUGUCAUUCAAAAGUGCAAGACCCAACGCCAUCACUUCCCGAUUGUAAACCUCGUCCACCGCCGAGAUUUAGCAGCCGAUACUAUUGGAUGACAGAGUGA